UUCCAUACUGGAUGCCCUGUCACUUUCUCCUCAACAAUUGUAUUUUUAGAUUCGGGUCUUGUGAUUCACGUUCAAAAAGUCGUAGUUUUAAGUAAAUUAAUGUAUGAUUCUUCACCGAAAUUGUCACCUCGAGAUUUGCAUCCUUCAGUAGUAUGUCCUUACAAUUUUUUAAAAACUACAAUAUAUUAUGUAAAAUUGGUGAAGGAUCGUUUUCUGAAGUUCUUAAAGUUCAAUCAAUCAAAACUGGCCAAGUUUUUGCAGCAAAACGGCUGAAGAAAAUGUUUAAAGACGAUUUGGAUUUGCUUACAUGUGUGGAACUGGCGGCCAUUAAAAAUAUGGAUCAUCAUCCCAAUGUGAUUGAGAUUAUUGAUAUCGUAUGCGAUCCGCUACCAGGACACCUUACUUUAAUAUUUGAACUGAUGGAUAUGAGCUUGUACGAGUACCUGAAGACGAGGAAACGAUGUCCUUCCGAGUUGAAAGUCAGGCUCUUCUUAUAUCAAUUAAUUUGCGGUAUUCGGCACUUGCAUCUAAAUGGGAUUUUCCAUCGAGACAUAAAACCAGAAAAUAUUCUUCUUAAGUUCGAUAGUAAACACCAGUUCGGUUUCAGUCAGAUAGAGCUACUCAAGAUAGCUGACAUGGGGUCAGCAUGCAACAUUUACAAAAGUCCUCCGCAUACCGCUUAUAUCUCUACAAGAUGGUAUCGGGCCCCGGAGUGCCUUCUGAGUCAUGGAUACUAUGGUCCUAAGAUGGAUAUCUGGUCGCUGGGCUGUGUAUUCUAUGAGAUGCUUACAUUACUCCCGUUGUUUCCAGGGGAUAAUGAAUUGGAUCAAUUAUAUCGAAUUCAUGAUAUCCUGGGAACACCUACAAUUUCAAUGCUCUCAAGGUUCAAAAAAAGAACCAAAAUGUUCAUGUUCCCUAAGCGGAAACCAAUAGGUUUACAUAAUCUACUGCCCGCUACUAGUGAUGAUGGGGUUGACAUUCUCUCCAGAUGCCUAAUUUACUUACCAGAGAUUCGAUUCGAUAUUUCCCGAAUAGCUAACCAUUCCUAUUUCAGAAACCUCAGGACCUCAUCUUCAGAAUUUUAUUCGACUCCUUCGUUGAUUUGUCCGGCAGCGAAAAAGUGUACACAACUUACUGCGAGGAAGGCAAAUCCUUUAAAGGAUACAUUAAAUGCAAAUAAAACACUCAAAUCGAAAGGAAAAUUGACAAGCGUUACCUCGCGGUCCUUAGAUACACAGAUUUUCUCAAUUUCUAAUAGAGAAAAUAUAUUGAAACAAAAGGAAAGGAUAUGGGGUAUGAGCCCAGGUAAUGCCAAGACGGCAUUGAUUAAGACAACGAUAUUUCCGCAGAGAAGGAAGAUAAAAUAAUUACGUUAAUUUAUAUUUUUAGAGCAGCCUUAGAAUUCUAAUGUAGUGGAUUUUAUCUUUUAUCUCUUAAUAUAUUUAGAUGCUUACAGUAAAAUGCAAAUUG
This is a messenger RNA of Hermetia illucens (black soldier fly), 1470 nucleotides long. Its product is annotated as MAPK/MAK/MRK overlapping kinase-like. The record is from RefSeq and is a predicted model, not a curated record. Gene Ontology annotation, biological process: protein phosphorylation; intracellular signal transduction. NCBI's taxonomy places the organism in Eukaryota, Metazoa, Arthropoda, Insecta, Diptera, Stratiomyidae. The coding region runs from base 153 to 1367 and encodes 404 amino acids. Gene Ontology annotation, molecular function: protein serine/threonine kinase activity; ATP binding. Gene Ontology annotation, cellular component: nucleus; cytoplasm. The transcript is spliced from 9 exons.